CUACAGUGCUCUCCUUUCAGGCCAGGUUUCCACUAAUCAUCAACAACAGCUGCUGAUCUACACCACCUAAGUGGGAUCCGACUACGAUCCAUGGAAGCCAUUUGUUACACAUCCACCUGUUUCAACACAUAUCUAUCUUACCGAGUCAACUCCCUACGAAUACAAUACCGACACAAUACAACAAGUCACUAAUGUCAACAUUCGAAACGCUUCAAGAGCGGCUCACGGCCCUCCAAGAGACGACCGGCCAGCUUAAGGACCUCAUCGAGCGUCUCGCCACGCUCAAAUUCGAGCCCGGUUCCGUUCCUUUGAGCAACAGCAUCAGCAGUCUCGCGAACACUGGCGCCGAUGGAACCACCAACAGUGAGGCCGCUGAUUUGAGCGCCGAAAUCAGUCAGGUCUUGCGCGAGGAGGAGGAGGAUUUGGAGUUGCUGCAGGAGGAGAUUAUCGACUUGCGCUCCGGCCGCCCAGGGAGUGAGGCGGAACAUCAAAAGACGAGGUUAAAGGAGGGCGCGCAACGCUUGGCUGCCGAGCUCAAGGGCUGUCGAACCUCCUUCCGCAAAGCCCAACUCGCGGCGCGCCGCAACCUUGAAACCGCCCAGCGCCUCGAGCGCCAGCUCCUCUUAGCCUCCUACGUUGCCGUCGCCGCCAACCUCGCCGCAUCAGAUCGCGGAUCCGGCGCCUCAACACCCGUAUCUACUGCUGCCCCCAGCGGUGCUCAACCAACCUCGACGACGACGACUCCACCCCCUCUCCCAACCCCCGCCGCUUCUUCAGAUGCUCCUCUUCUCGACCCCCGCCAAGCCCUCUUCGGCAACCGCCGUCGCAAACAGCACCAAACAAAUUUACCCCCUUCCCACGACUCCGAAGUCGUCUCCGCCUCCUCCACCGUCACGGACGCCUUGCGGCGCACGCACGCCCUGAUCGCGUCCGAGGUAGCCAAGUCCGCCUUCGCCUCCCAAACCCUUGCGGAAAGCACCGCUGCUUUGAAGGAACUACAACGUAGCUACGAGGGGAUCGAUUCCCUUCUUUCGCGCUCGCGCGAUUUGGUGAGCACGCUGCUGCAGAGCCAGAAGAGCGAUACGUGGUACUUGAGGACCAGCUUGUACAUGCUGCUGUGCACGCUGGGGUGGUUGGUGUUUAGACGGUGGCUGUAUGGACCGCUUUGGUGGGUUUUGUGGUUACCGUUGAGGAUGGUUUGGAAGGGCGGGAGGGUUGCUUAUGGUGUUUCCACUCACCAUGGUGGGCAUGGCGCGGGGGAGACUAGAACGGGAGAGGGCGCGAGGAUGGAGGUUUCGGUUGGGAAUGAGGGGAUGGGAGGGAGGAGGGUGGUGGUGGGGAUGGCGGAGGAGGGGGCUGUUCCUACACUUCAGGUUCAAGUUGAUGGUGGUGGUGGUGGUGGUGGCGGUGAGAAGGUGAAGAAAAGGGACAAUGAUAAUAAUGUGGACUCGGAAUCGAUGGCUGAAAAGGUUGGGAGGAUUAUUGAAGAGAAUUUGCCGCCUCUGGAGGAAGAGAAGGGUGAAACUCACCCGAUCGUGGUCGAAGAUCCAGAGCUGGAACAAGGCUGGAUCGGUCAGGAGAGAAUUUUUACUGGGGAGCAAGGAGAGAAGGGGGAAGAGGAGAAGGAGGAGGAGGAGGAAGUGGUACAAAGAAAUCCUAAAAAACGGAUGUGGGAAGAACCCGUGGUGAACAGCCCACUUAGGGAGGAACUUUGA
Messenger RNA from Neurospora hispaniola, 1715 nucleotides. Its product is annotated as Sec20-domain-containing protein. The transcript is spliced from 2 exons. Lineage: Eukaryota; Fungi; Ascomycota; Sordariomycetes; Sordariales; Sordariaceae. Gene Ontology annotation, molecular function: SNAP receptor activity. Gene Ontology annotation, cellular component: SNARE complex; endoplasmic reticulum. Bases 192 to 1715 code for a protein of 507 amino acids. Gene Ontology annotation, biological process: retrograde vesicle-mediated transport, Golgi to endoplasmic reticulum. The record is from RefSeq and is a predicted model, not a curated record.